Molecule: messenger RNA, 1080 nt
Organism: Vicia villosa (hairy vetch)
Lineage: Eukaryota; Viridiplantae; Streptophyta; Magnoliopsida; Fabales; Fabaceae
Product: probable methyltransferase PMT15
Exons: 5
Coding region: 1-1080 (359 amino acids)
Cellular component (GO): cytoplasm; endosome; trans-Golgi network
Molecular function (GO): methyltransferase activity
Source: RefSeq, a predicted model, not a curated record
AUGAGGGAGUGGCUAGGAGGUUUUGGUAAGAAGAUUGGUGUUUGCAGUGUCUAUGUAGCGAAUUAUGGAGAGUGUAAGAAGUUACAGAUUCUUUACUCUCUCUGCCCAUCCACGAUCCAAACCGCUUCCACCCAAAUCAUUGUGAUUUAUUGUUUUCCCUUUUCCACUUCCAAUCUUCCCUAUAUUCAUGCAAUUGAAGUAACCGUUUCAGAAUCGUUUCAAAAGGAGAAUCUGCGAUAUCAAAAAGGAGAAACAGGGUACCAACCAAAAUAUCUGAUACAGCGACGAAUCUGGGGUUUCCGGCGUUACAACGGAUCUGACGUUUUCAUCGGUUUUACAGAGGUGUACGAUUUUCCGGUGGUAGAUCAAUUGUGCCGCGUUUCCGGUGGCGAGUUUGGUGGUGUCGGAUUCGAUAUGGUUGUAAGUUGGGGAGCGUAUCUUCUGUCACGUGACAUAUUGACAGUGUCAUUUGCACCAAGAGAUACUCAUGAAGGGCAGGUUCAAUUUUCUCUUGAACGAGGUGUUCCUGCAUUGAUUGGAAUUCUUGCUUCAAUUAGACUUCCUUAUCCUUCAAGAGCCUUUGAUAUGGGUCACUGCUCAAGGUGCCUCAUUCCUUGGGUCCAACAUGAUGGAAUAUACUUGACUGAAGUUGAUAGAGUACUGCGUCCAGGUGGAUAUUGGAUUCUGUCGAGACCGCUGAUAAACUGGGAGAGACACUGGAAAGGAUGGGAAAGGAUUAAGGAGAGUCUCAAUGAUCAACAAGAUGCAAUUGAGAACGUGGAUAAAAGUUUAUGCUGGAAAAAACUGGUACACGAAACUAGAUACAUGUUUGACCCCACUACCAGAAGUAGACAACAUAAAAGAAGUUGCUGGUGGAGAGUUAUCAAAGUGGCCAAAGAGACUAACUUUAAUUCCCCUAGGAUUAGUACUGAAAGUUUGAAAGGAAUAACAUCAGAGAUAUUCAAAGAAAACACUGAGUUAUGGAAAAAAAGAGUGUCACACUACAAGACACUGGACCCUCAGCUAGCAACCGCAAUUGAUUCUGCCUCCUACAACAAUCCGUCCUUCUCCACAGAUUAG